This is a messenger RNA of Neoarius graeffei (lesser salmon catfish), 3687 nucleotides long. RefSeq names its product aryl-hydrocarbon receptor nuclear translocator 2 (gene arnt2). The coding region runs from base 22 to 2319 and encodes 765 amino acids. The transcript has 21 exons. Gene Ontology annotation, molecular function: DNA-binding transcription factor activity, RNA polymerase II-specific; RNA polymerase II cis-regulatory region sequence-specific DNA binding; protein dimerization activity. Lineage: Eukaryota; Metazoa; Chordata; Actinopteri; Siluriformes; Ariidae. Gene Ontology annotation, biological process: regulation of transcription by RNA polymerase II. The record is from RefSeq and is a predicted model, not a curated record. Gene Ontology annotation, cellular component: aryl hydrocarbon receptor complex; cytoplasm; nucleus.
GUUUUUCCCCACAGAGGCGUCAUGGCAACACCCGCCGCCGUUAAUCCGUCCGAGAUGGGCACAGAUCUGCCUGGGCCAGUAACCAUGGCAGGUGCUGUUGUGGGUGCAGGGCAAGUGAGAAUGGGGGGCAACAUGCCAGGACGAGGGGGCAAGAGGAGAUCAACAGGGAUGGAUUUUGAUGAUGAAGAUGGAGAAGGGCCGAGCAAAUUUUCAAGGUAUGAUGAUGAUCAAAUGCCUGCUGAUAAAGAACGUUAUGCUAGUUGUGCUGCAGGAAACCAACCCUACCUCUUUACACUGACCUCAGCAGCCCAUGGCAUAAGCCCACCGGACCUUUGGUCCAGAGAGAACCACAGCGAGAUUGAGCGACGUCGGCGUAAUAAAAUGACGCAGUACAUCACUGAGCUGUCGGACAUGGUGCCCACUUGCAGUGCGCUGGCGAGGAAACCCGACAAGCUCACCAUCCUGCGUAUGGCUGUGUCACACAUGAAGUCCAUGAGAGGAACCGGCAACACGUCCACUGACGGAGCCUACAAACCCUCCUUCCUCACCGAGCAGGAGCUGAAGCAUUUGAUCCUGGAGGCAGCUGAUGGCUUCCUGUUUGUGGUGGCAGCUGAGACAGGACGUGUGAUCUACGUGUCGGACUCGGUGACCCCUGUCCUGAACCAGCCUCAGUCCGAGUGGUUCGGCAGCACUCUGUACGAGCAGGUCCACCCUGACGACGUGGACAAACUACGCGAGCAGCUCAGCACCUCUGAGAACUCUAUGACCGGCCGGAUCCUGGACCUGAAGACAGGGACCGUGAAGAAGGAGGGACAGCAGUCCUCAAUGAGGAUGUGUAUGGGCUCCAGACGUUCCUUUAUCUGCAGAAUGAGGUGUGGCAGCGCUCCUCUGGAUCACAUCUCUCUCAACCGUCUGUCGAGCAUGAGGAAGAGAUACAGGAAUGGACUCGGGCCAUCAAAGGAAGGCGAGGCUCAGUAUUCAGUGGUGCACUGCACUGGCUAUAUCAAGGCUUGGCCCCCUGCAGGAAUGACAAUCCCUGAAGAUGAUUCAGAAGCGGGACAGCCCAGUAAAUACUGCCUGGUGGCAAUUGGAAGGCUUCAGGUGACCAGUUCUCCAGUCUCCAUGGACAUGAACGGGCUCUCUGUCCCCACAGAGUUUCUGUCUCGUCACAACUCGGACGGCAUCAUCACCUUUGUGGAUCCACGCUGCAUUAACGUGAUUGGCUACCAGCCACAGGAUUUGCUUGGUAAAGAUAUUCUGGAGUUUUGUCAUCCUGAGGAUCAGAGCCACCUAAGGGAGAGCUUCCAACAGGUCGUGAAGCUGAAAGGUCAGGUCCUAUCGGUCAUGUACCGUUUCCGGAUGAAGAAUCGCGAGUGGAUGCUGAUCAGAACUAGCAGCUUCACCUUCCAGAAUCCGUACUCGGACGAGAUUGAGUACAUCAUCUGCACCAACACAAACGUUAAGCAACUCCAGCAACAGCAGCAGGCAGAACUGGAGGUUCAUCAGAGAGACGGCCUGACAGCAUACGAUCUCUCACAGGUGCCAGUGAGCAGCGUGCCGGGCAGCGUUCACGAAGCAGGAAAGAGCAUUGAUAAAACGGAGACACUCUUCUCUCAGGAGAGAGAUCCACGUUUCAGUGACAUGUACACAGGCAUCUCUGGCUCGGAUAAGAAGAUGAUGGUGCCCUCAUCCACCGCAGGAGGACAACAGCUAUAUUCCCAGGGCAGUCCUUUCCAGCCAGGACACUCGACCAAGAACUUCAGCUCCUCAGUGAUCCACGUUCCUGGAGUAAAUGACAUCCAAUCAUCUGCUGGUUCAGCGGGUCAGAACUUGGCUCAAAUUUCCCGUCAGAUUAACUCCAGUCAGGUGCAGUGGUCAGGCAGCAGGCCACCAUUCUCUGGCCAGCAGCAGCUCCCGGCUCAGUCCAGUAAAGCUCAGUCUUCUCCAUUCGCCAUCGGCUCAAGCCACAGCUACCAGGCCGACCCGUCCUCUUACAGCCCGCUUUCCAGUCCAGCCACUUCCUCUCCCAGUGGCAAUGCCUACUCCAGUCUGACCAAUCGCAGCACUGCAUUUGAUGUUGCAGGCGAAGGCAGUCAGAGCGGUGCUCAGUUCCAGGGUCGGCCGUCGGAGGUUUGGUCUCAGUGGCAGAGUCAACAUCACAGCCAGCAGAGCGGAGAGCAACACACACACACUCAGCCCAGCCAAUCUGAGGUGUUCCAGGACAUGUUGCCUAUGACUGGAGACCCCACACAAGGAACAGCCAACUACAACAUUGAAGAUUUCGCCGAUUUGGGCAUGUUCCCUCCGUUUUCCGAGUAACGGCAGAUUCAGUUGCUUUCUGGGUCAUUUUAAUUUUCUCUAGUUUUCAUGAUCAUCAUUCCCAUCCCCGUCAUCAAGAUCAGUCAGUAAACCUCGCACCAACACUUGUACACUGAUGAGGGAAGAACCUUAAUACUGAGUUUCACUGCCACGCUGCAUAUUGCGCAUCUCUGAUCCUGGGCUCGAACACAAGCGAACAACUUCCUGUCAAAGUACAUAAAGAAAAUGUCAUGUUUCUUUUUCAGUAAAUCUGUGAGCAGUCUAUGUUGUGACUGAAUAUCUGGUCCACACUAGACAUGUGCCGAUAUGUUCCUAACAUAACCGUAAUGAUGUUUCAUAAAUAAAUUUACGGAUCACAAAUCUAUAAUCGUACUCACAAAUCUCAGUGUGGUGAUAAUUUCCAGAUUACAGCUACACAGUUUUACAGUGUUCACAUUGCAUUUACAAGUCUCAGUUACUUACUUACAUUUUCGAAGCCGUGGUUACGCCGCCAAAGCAAAUCCGAGAGUCAGGACAAAAUGAUGGCUGGAGAUAGCUGAAGGGGCGGAGCUUAGUGGAUGCUGUAAAUAGCUGAGGGGACAGGGCUGAAACUAAACAUUCUGUCAACUAAAGCUUGUGUUGAGUAAAAUCUGAUUCUUGCCUUCACGCACAAUUACUUUUGAUAGUAAAUUACUAUAUAGACACAAUAAAUAAUUAUUGUUUUUCAGGUUAUCUUGUAUUUUUUGGGAAAGGAAACGACAUUUACAUGCAUUUGUUUCGUUGGAUGGAAAAGGGAACCUUAAACUCAUGACUUUGUGCUUUUGACACAGGAAGUUAAAUAGAGACUCCACUUCUCACUCAAGUGGCUAAAGUUUUGAGAAGACUGUUGCUAGGAAACGGCUAAAUACGGACGACAGCUAAUGGCUGAGGCUAACAGUUUAGGAAACCAUACAAAACUCGAAGGACAUUCGGUAGAGUGCAUACCUCCACCAAGCCGUGUAUUCGGACUUGCAUCAAAAUCGAAUCAGUUGUUCCUUGGUUCCUGGCCCACCUUUCCUCAAAAUUUCAUCAAAAUCCAUCGACUAGUUUUUGAGUUAUGUUGGGAACAAGCAAACACAGAGGCGAAAACAUAACCUUCUCCAACAAAGUUGGCAGAGGUAACCGUUCGCAUUUUUAUUAGAUGUGUUGGUUAAUUACUGAGAAAAGACGCCAAAAGACAUCAGUCCUGUGUCCAAAAUCGCUCACUCGUUCACUACUCCCUUCUUACUAUAUAGGGAAUUACUAUAUAGAGGACUAUAUAGCGAGCUCAUUGAUAAAAUGAAAAAACAUGUAGUGGAAAUUCAUUAUGUCUGACUAUUUAAGUAUUUUUAAGUUCGUUUCUUAGACAAG